Penicillium samsonianum is the source of this 591-nucleotide messenger RNA. RefSeq lists its product as uncharacterized. Lineage: Eukaryota; Fungi; Ascomycota; Eurotiomycetes; Eurotiales; Aspergillaceae. The transcript has 3 exons. The record is from RefSeq and is a predicted model, not a curated record. Bases 1 to 591 code for a protein of 196 amino acids.
AUGCAACGAGUGUCAAUUCUUCGCAAAGAAACCACCGGCGGGACCCUCGAGGAGAAUCCAAGACCCAUGGUAACGACACGAGUUGAGGCGGAUGCCACCGUGUCGAUGAUGCCCUCGUCAGAGCGUAUCAGCAGUAUGUUACUGAUCUGCAAUGAUUGCCGUAUCGUGGGGGGUCAAAGUGAAGUCGGUCUCGUUCUCCCGUUUGGGCCUAAGGUGUAUCUCUUCAAAUGGGAGGCGCAUUCUCGCUUCGGCCUUUUCACAUUUUGGUGCCGGAUGUUUCAUAAUCUCAAUCUUUUGUGUAGGGAAGGGCCUUUCAUGAGUACCCAUCUUCCAUUGUUUGAUGAAGAUCCUGCCGCGUUGAUGUACUUUGGCGUACACAGCGGAAGGGAACAUGACCUCAUCCUGUAUGCAGCGCUGGGCCAAUCCGGUUGUGUGGCCAUGUAUACAUACGAUAACGAUGAGUAUGGUUUUGGCAUGUGUGUUGAGUACAUGAAGGAAAUUGACGUCCGUUUGAGCUGUUCUGGUGAUAAGUCGCAUGUCACAUUUCCAUCUUCCCUUCCCAGCAUCAUGGUUAGCCGCGUGGCUGCCUAG